AUGUCUUCCAUCGCAAACUCCACCAACAUCGCCCCAAGCCAACUGGAGGCUGGCCCAGAGAAGGACGACUCUAUGAUCGUCGACUGGGACGGACCUGAGGACCGCGAGAAUCCUCGAAGCUGGUCACCGCGCAAAAGAUGGGGGCACGUUGUUAUCAUUUCGAUAUUGGCCUUGAUUACCAACAUGGCCCCCACAAUGUGUGCACCCGGGGCGAAGGAUAUCGCCGCCGAUCUCCACAUCACUUCUACGGUUGUCAGAACGCUCACUGUAACGAUCUAUGUUCUCGGCAUUUCCAUUGGGCCCAUGCUCAUGUCACCAUUGAGUGAGAUGUACGGUCGGGUGCCCGUUUACCACGCUGCCACGACCAUAUUUGUCGCCUUCAUCGUUGGUAACGCUUUGAGUAAGACCACCGCCCAAUUCAUGGUCUUUCGAUUUAUCUCGGGAUGUGCAGGUGGCACUCCAAUGGCAUUGGGCGGGGGAACCAUUGCGGAUAUUACCAGCGUGCAGCAACGGGCGGUAGCAAUGGCAUUGUUUAGCAUGGGUCCACUUGCGGGGCCAGUGCUCGGUCCCGUCAUUGGGGGCUUUGUGGCGGCCGGUAAGGGCUGGCGUUGGAUAUUUUGGCUUCUUGCCAUUCUAGGUGCAUUUUUCGGGUUCACUGCUGUGCUUGUUCUGCGGGAAACACACCCCAAAGUACUACUAGAGCGGAAGGCCGCUUAUUUGCGGGCUAGUACGGGGAAUUCCAAUUGGCGCUCGAAAUUAGACAGCACCUUGUCGCCCCGUCAAGUCCCCCUGCAGGUACUGGUCCGUCCGGUAAUGCUUCUUAUGCGGUCGCCCAUUCUCUUCGUGAUCUCCCUUUACGUGGCACUGGUGUUUGGUGUGAUGUAUCUGCUCUUCACCACAUUCACCAGUGUCUUCGAGGGCCAGUAUGGAUUCUCGACCUCCAUUUCGGGGCUCACCUAUCUCGGACUAGGUGUGGCGCUAGUGAUUAGCAUGGUGCUUUUCAACUUGCUGAACGGUCCCGUUCAGGCGGCACGCAUGACAGCUGACGGCGUGCAACAACCCCGCCCUGAGUAUCGUCUUCUUCUCAUGAUCUGGUUUAGUCCGUUCGUGGCCGGAGGCUUGUUCCUCUAUGGCUGGACGGCAUACUACAAAGUCCAUUGGUUUGUUCCCAUUCUUGGCACAAGCUUGAUGGGCUUUGGUGCUUUCUUCGUUAUUACACCUGCACAACUGUACCUGAUCGAUGUCUUCGGGUCUGAGGCCGCGGCAUCAGCCUUGGGAGCCAACAACCUACUUCGGUACAUUUCCAGCACAUUCUUGCCCCUUGCCGGGCCCGCAAUGUACAGCAGUCUGGACUAUGGGUGGGGAAAUUCUUUGUUGGGGUUCAUAGCGUUGGCGUUCCUUCCCGCGCCUGUGCUCUUUUACAAGUACGGAGAGCAGCUCCGUACGAAGGCGAGCGCGUAG
Messenger RNA from Penicillium egyptiacum, 1461 nucleotides. NCBI's taxonomy places the organism in Eukaryota, Fungi, Ascomycota, Eurotiomycetes, Eurotiales, Aspergillaceae. The record is from the annotation of a GenBank genome assembly.